AUGGGAACAAAGAAGUUGUCUUCUCCAUUCACAGUGGAAAUAGGAACACAGGAAAUGGCUUUCUCUGUGAAAAAGUACGAUGUUUUUAUCAGCUUCAGAGGUGAGGACACGCGUUCCAAUUUCGUUAGCCAUCUUCGCAAUGCUCUCGAUCGAGACCGCAUCAAAACAUACACGGAUGAAGACAAACUUGGAAAAGGAGACCAGGUUUGGGCAUCACUGUCCCAAGCAAUUCAGGAUUCACAUGUUGCCAUCGUCAUUUUCUCCCAGAACUAUGCUUUCUCAAAGUGGUGCUUGAAAGAACUGGUCAAAAUACUGGAAUGCAGAAAAAGUGAGGGGCUUAUAGUUAUUCCGGUGUUUUAUGAAGUGGAUCCAUCGCACAUAAGGAAGUUCACUGGAAUUUUCAAGGAAGCAAUGGCAAAACACGAGAAAUUUUUUGGUGACAGAGAUAAUGAAUCCAUCAAAGAGUGGAAAGAUGCUCUCAUAGAAGCUUCCAAUAUAUGUGGAUGGGACUCUCGCACUCGUCUCUACAAGAACGAAGCUCAAAUAAUUGAUAAAAUUGUGGAAGAUGUAUUGGAGAAGCUGAACCAGAGAUCCCCAAUUGAACUAAAAGUGGAAGGCCUUGUCGGAAUUGACAAAAUUUGCGAAGAAGUUAAACUUUUGCUUUCAAGAAACCAAAAGAAUCGGUUGCUACAAAAUGUUAAAGUAAUUAGAAUUUGGGGCAUGGGUGGGAUUGGAAAGACAACAAUUGCCAAAGCCUUGUUUUGUCAACUCUUUCCACAAUAUGACAGUGUGUGUUUCCUGGCAAAUGUAAGAGAAGAAUCAAAAAGGUUGGGCCUAAUGUCUUUACGUGGUAAGCUUCUUUCUAAGCUACUUAAGAAAGAAUAUGAGGGUUCUGAUGUUGCAGAAUCCACAUUCUAUACAAGGAGACUGAAUGAUAAAAAGGUUUUGAUUGUACUUGAUGAUGUGAAUAGUUUAGAUCAAUUAGAUGUGUUGUAUAGAGAAUGUAACUAUGUGGGUCCAAAUAGUAAAAUCAUUAUAACAACCAGAGAUAGGCAUUUACUAAUUAGUGCAAGUGUUGAUGAGAUAUAUGAUGUCAAAAUGUUGAACUUGGCCAAAUCUCUAGAGCUUUUUAGUUUACAUGCCUUCAAGGAAAGACAUCCCCAAAAGGGAUAUGAGGAUCUCUCAAGAAGAGCAGUGGCCUAUGCUGGUGGAGUUCCAUUAGCUUUGAAAAUUUUGGGUUCAAAUCUUUAUUCCAGAAGUACACAAUUUUGGGACAGUGAAUUGAGCAAACUCAUGAACUGCACCAAUGACAGAAUUCAAAGUGUGUUACAAGUGAGUUAUGACGGAUUAGACAGUCUAGAGAAGAAAAUAUUUCUAGACAUUGCAUUCUUUUUCAAAGGCGAAAAUAAGGGUGACAUCAUAAGAAUAUUAGAUGCCUGUGGUUUUGGUGCUACCAGUGGAGUAAAUGUCCUUGAAGAUAAAGCUCUUAUAACUAUUUCACUUUCUGGAACGAUACAAAUGCAUGACUUGAUACAAGAAAUGGGUUUGAAUAUAGUUCGUGAAGGCAUUGAAAAUCCAAGAAAACGUAGUCGAUUAAAAGAUAUUGAAGAAGUUCCUGACGUCCUUGGAAAUAAUAAGGGGAGUAAUGCAGUUGAAGGUAUAACAUUAGAUUUGUCUGAAAUUGAGGAUUUACAGGUGAAUGCUGACGCAUUGAGCAUGAUGACUAAUUUAAGAAUUCUUAAAUUGUACGUCCCUUUUGGAAAUCGAUCAGGCAAGGUGCACUGGUCUGGUGUUCUUAGUAAAUUGUCUGAUAAAUUGAGGUACCUUGAGUGGCAUGGAUACCCUUUGAAGUCUCUUCCAGCAUCUUUUAGUGCAAAGAGGCUUGUUGAGAUUCACAUGAGGCAUAGCAAUCUUACAGAACUUUGGGAGGGGGUGCAGGAUGUUGUGAAUCUAGUGAGAAUUAACCUGAGUAAAUGCAAGCAAUUGAAGAACCUGCCAGAUUUGUCAAAGGCCUCAAAACUUGAACGGGUGGAUCUGUAUGGUUGUGAAAGUUUGGUGGCUGUUCAUCCAUCUGUGUUAUCUCUGGACAAACUAAAAAUUUUGGUACUAGAUGAAUGCAAAAAUCUGAAGAGUCUUAAAAGUGGAAAGCAUUUAAGAUCUCUGGAGUGUAUCUGUGUGGACGGUUGCACUAGUCUUAGGGAAUUUUCAGUUUCCUCGGAUUUAAUCAAAUGGUUGGAUUUAUGCAACACAGGAAUCGAAACAUUGGAUUCAUCAAUUGAGCGUCUAAGAAAUCUUAGAACACUGGAUGUGCAUGGUUUGAGAUGCGGUUAUCUUCCAAGUGAGUUAUGUUUCCUGAAAGAUCUGAGGGAGCUAAAGAUUUGUAAGUGCAGAAUAGCAAUUGAGAAAGAGAAUCUACAUGUGAUAUUUGAUGGCUUAGCAUAUCUUAAAGUGCUACACUUGAAGGAUUGUUGUAACUUGUAUGAGCUCCCUCACAACAUCAGCACCUUAACAAACUUGCAUGAGCUAAGACUUGAUGGUAGCAGUGUGAAGACAUUGCCCGAGAGCAUCAAGCAUCUAAAAAAUCUUGAAACUCUGUCCUUAGAAAAUUGCAGAAAGCUUGUCAGUAUACCAGAGCUUCCCCCCAGUGUCACAAUUCUGGAAGCGCAGAACUGCGUGUCAUUGGUGAAAAUACCCACUUUGGAGACUUUAACUUUUGAGAUGAAAGGGAGGCGAAAAUCGAUUUGUUUCCAGAAUUGCAUGGGUCUUGAUGAACCUAGGCUCCACUGCAUCACAGAGGGUGCCUAUAUAGCUACCUACAAUGCUGUGUUUCAAAGUAGACCUGUAAAUAGAUCACGAAAGAGUUGGAGACGCUCUAUUUCAUAUCUGUCUGAAAAUUGCUUUUUGAGUUACUGUAUCCCUGGAAGAAGAGUUCCAGAGGAGUUCACAUAUAGAACAACACGGUCCUCCUUCAGUAUUAAUCUUCCUUCUUCAAUUUCAGACUUUGCAGGCUUAAUUUUUGGUGCAGUUCUUUCUCCCUCCCAACUCCAAGGAACGAAGACCCGUAUUAAUAUCUGGUGUCAAUGCUACUUGGGGGAUGGUAGAAAGUUGGCAUGCGCAACUGAAUGGCGCCGUAGAGCUGUAAAUGUGACGGGGUUGAGCUGUGAUCAUGUUUAUAUGUGGUGUGAUACAGUCCAUUUUAAGAGAAUUAUGAAAAUUUACCGAACUGGUGAACGACAGGUUUGGUUUAAGUUCUUUGUGACAAGUGAUAUGGGGGAAAGUCAUGAGUUGAACAUCCAAACCAGAGAGUGCGGAGUCUACGUACUUCUUAAGUCAAAAGAAGAGUUGGAGUCACCACAUUGUCAAACAUCUCACCACACCCAUGCCAAUCAUGAGCCAGACUUUAGUGAUAACUGUUCCUGUAACUGCUUAUUCGAGAAGAACAUAUUGAAGCCACUAUUGAUGGAUUAG
Abrus precatorius (Indian licorice) is the source of this 3468-nucleotide messenger RNA. RefSeq names its product disease resistance-like protein DSC1. Gene Ontology annotation, molecular function: ADP binding. Bases 1 to 3468 code for a protein of 1155 amino acids. The record is from RefSeq and is a predicted model, not a curated record. The transcript has 5 exons. NCBI's taxonomy places the organism in Eukaryota, Viridiplantae, Streptophyta, Magnoliopsida, Fabales, Fabaceae. Gene Ontology annotation, biological process: signal transduction; defense response.